This is a messenger RNA of Myotis lucifugus (little brown bat), 2762 nucleotides long. RefSeq names its product UDP-glucuronosyltransferase 2A1-like. The record is from RefSeq and is a predicted model, not a curated record. Gene Ontology annotation, molecular function: UDP-glycosyltransferase activity. NCBI's taxonomy places the organism in Eukaryota, Metazoa, Chordata, Mammalia, Chiroptera, Vespertilionidae.
CGGGAUUCAGGAGAGUGAAGCUAGUGUUUACCUUAUGGUGAGACAGUGCUGCUGUGGUAUACAGAUUGGGUUGCUGCUGCUCUGGCAGAGAAAUUUGUCUGCGUCACAUCUCAUCAAAUUUUCUAUGUCAAGCCACAUCAUGUUAGAAAAAUCCAUUCUGCUGUUGUCUCUUCAGAUAAGUCUCCUGGGAGUCACUCUUGGUGGGAAUGUUCUGAUUUGGCCAAUGGAAGGUAGUCAUUGGCUAAAUGUUAAGAUAAUUAUAGAUGAGCUGAUUAACAAACAGCAUAAUGUGACUGUCCUAGUUGCUUCUGGUGCACUUCACAUCAAGCCCACUUCCAACCCAUCUCUGACAUAUGAAAUAUAUAAGGUGCCCUUUGAGAAAGAAAAUGUGGAAGAAACGCUCCAUAAGUUAAUUUUUACAUGGAUGGAAAAUAAACCAUCUCCUUCAACCAUUUGGAGAUUCUAUCAGGAGAUUGGCAAAGCCUUCAUGGACUUCCAUGCACUGAGUAGAGAAAUCUGUGAUGGUGUUCUCAAAAACCGAAAGCUGCUGGAAAAGCUGAAGAAAAGCAAAUUUGAUGUUCUGGUAUCGGAUCCAUUAUUUCCUUGUGGUGAUAUAGUAGCUUUAAAACUUGGAAUUCCAUUUGUGUACACCUUGAAGUUUUCUCCAGCAUCAACAGUGGAAAAACACUGUGGGAAGACACCAUACCCUCCUUCCUAUGUUCCUGCUGUUUUAUCAGAACUCACCGACCAGAUGUCUUUCACUGACAGAAUAAGAAAUUUCAUCUCCUACCAUCUACAGGACUACAUGUUUGAUACUCUUUGGAAAUCAUGGGAUUCCUAUUAUAGUGAAGCUUUGGGAAGACCCACUACGUUAUGUGAAACUAUGGGGAAAGCAGAAAUUUGGCUAAUGAGGACAUAUUGGGAUUUUGAAUUUCCUCGUCCGUACUUACCUAAUUUUGAGUUUGUAGGAGGAUUGCAUUGUAAACCUGCCAAACCGUUACCUAAGGAAAUGGAAGAAUUUGUCCAAAGUUCAGGUGAACAUGGAGUUGUAGUGUUCUCUCUGGGGUCAAUGGUCAAAAACCUCACAGAAGAAAAAGCCAAUCUCAUUGCCUCAGCCCUCGCUCAGAUUCCACAGAAGGUCUUAUGGAGAUACAAAGGAAAGAAGCCAGCCACAUUAGGAGCCAAUACUCGGCUCUAUGACUGGAUACCCCAGAAUGAUCUUCUUGGUCAUCCCAAAGCAAAAGCUUUUAUCACUCAUGGUGGAACAAAUGGGAUCUAUGAAGGUAUUUAUCAUGGGGUCCCUAUGGUGGGAGUUCCCAUGUUUGCUGACCAGUAUGAUAACAUUGCUCACAUGAAGGCCAAAGGAGUGGCCGUGGAGGUGAACAUGAUCACAAUGACAAGUGCAGAUUUGCGUGAUGCCAUUGAAACAGUCAUUAAUGAACCUUCCUAUAAAGAGAAUGCUAUGAGGUUAUCAAGCAUUCACCAUGAUCAACCUAUAAAGCCCUUGGAUCGAGCGGUCUUCUGGAUUGAGUUUGUCAUGCGCCACAAAGGAGCCAAACACCUGCGGCCAGCUGCUCACAACCUCACUUGGUUCCAGUACCACUCUUUGGAUGUCAUUGGGUUCCUGCUGGCCUGUGUGGCAACUGCUAUAUUUUUGGUCACAAAAUGUUGCUUAUUUUCUUGUCAAAAAUUUGGUAGAACAGGAAACAAGAAAAAGAGGGAAUAGAUCAUUCUCAGGGUGGUACAGGUCUGAGUGGGCAAUCUUGUUCUGUUUAGCCACAAUGAUCUUCAUGAAAACAUAUCAUCUUCAUCAUGUUUUCAAAAUUCCCAUUUCUCUCCCUUAGCCUACAGAUAAAGCCUAGAAUUUGACAAUACCAUCAACUAGUGAGCAUGUCCUGUUCUUCCUUUGUCUUUUGCCAGAUGACUUUACCCUCUUCCUCUCACUUUCCUGACACAGAGACACUAAUAGUUUUAUGUAGAUUCUAUACACAAUAUUAUCAUUAUUUUUUAACCUUAAGUGGUAUGCUGACUAACAAUAUGCUAAAUCCUGGGGAACACACAAAAUGAGAGCUAAGUUUGAUGGAUGUAGGGAACAUGGAAGAAUAAAAUUCACAAAUUCACCUAGAACAUACAAAUCAGAGAAACAUCAUAGAAGAUUAGUAUGUUAUAAGAAUAGUACUGAUUUUUUUUCUGCUUUCCCAAUGUUACUGGAGUCAGAGCAUGAAAUGAUAAUAACUUGGAUGGCACAUCACACUAGGAUAGGUCUACAAAUUUCCACUGAACACAUGCAUAAUCUUGGCUCACAUUCCACCUUUAGUCAAUAAGUAUAUUGGGUACCUUCUUGUGCAAGGGCCUUCAAACAAAAGAGAUCAAUUAGUCAUUUUUUCUACAGGACAGAAUGUAGCAAUAUGUUAAAAGUAAGCAAAUCACUUUUAGAGGAAAUAAUAAUACUAAAUAUAAAUUUAUUAAUUUUAUAAAAAUUUUAAUUAACAGUUCAAUUAAUAAAGAAGUGAAAUGUCAAUUUAUCAUAUUUAAAAAUCACUAAUGCUCAUAAUCUUUAAUCACUAUCAUCAAAGGUUUACUUUUGUCAACAAAACAAACAUUUACUGGGAAUAUAUGAUCAUUAUAUUCUGUUUCAGUCUCUAUCAUCUACAAAUUUAAAUUCAUCAAUUACUUAUUAUGCCAAGAAGAUAUUAGUAGUUCUCCUUGACCAUAAAUGUUAUAGUAAAUAUUUAUCAAUGCAAAAACUAAUAAAAGGCAAA